AUGAUCGACCACCUGGUUGGACGACCGAGCCCUUCGUGGAAGCGGCUGCAGGUCUUUUUCGUCUUGUUCUUCUGGACUUGGAGGAUCGUCUGGGGGGACUCUCGAGGGCCACGUCUGCUAUGGAUCAGGAAGCUCAACCGUCGCAUAGGGCAGAAGUAUACGCCUUGGCAGGUCGUCGUGAGCACGUUGACUGCUGUUUACUUCAUACGCAACCUCGACAAAGUACUUGGGUUGGGAGCACCUGAGCCGCUCGCGCGUCUGUACUCACCCGGCUACUAUCGUGCAACAUGGAUCGUCACUGGACUAGACGCUGGCUUCGCCACAGCUAUGAACAUUCGUCCCAGAUGGUUCCGCGAUGUAUGCUCCAUCAUAUUCUCGGUAUACUACAUCAUAUACGCAAACGAAGCCGAUGAGAAGUUAAGAAGGUUCCGUGCCGUGCCUACUGUGGAGAUGCUGAGAGCAACCUGGAACAAAACCUCCAACCCCAUUAUACGUCUGGCGACUCGUCGCGAGCCUGUAGCCAUGUGUCGCAAGAUUCUCCUCGCGCGGCCUAGUAACUCGCCCUACAGUCGACCAUUGACGCUACACCUGUUCUAUAAGCCAAAGAACCCCGCGGAUAAUGCAGCUAAGGAGCUCGCUAAGCAGCAAGAUCUCAUCCUGGACUUUCCGGGCGGUGGCUUCAUCGCCAUGACACCCGAACAUCACGAUGAACGUUUGAGGCGUUGGGCGGUUAAAACCGGCAAACCUAUCAUAUCGGUCGACUACGGAAAGGCCCCGGAAUAUCCGUAUCCUUACGCAAUUGAGGAAGUUUUUGACGUCUAUCGGGUUCUCGUGGAGUCGAAGGGCAAGGCAAUCGGCAUGUCUGGCGAGAAAUUGAAUGUAAUCUUGACGGGCGAUUCCGCGGGCGCACAACUCGCUGUCAGUGUCGUGAUCAAAAUACUCGAGCAUUCGAUCGCUACAUCCGAAGCACACUCGAUUUUCCCGCUCCCGUCGUCGCUUCCACCCCGUCCACUUCCUCUUCCCGUUGCUGUCGUGUUGAGUUAUGCAGCGCUCGAUCUGAACUUCACAUCCUGGAUGACUCCCGAGAACCUUCGCGUGCUGAGCCUGGAAACCGAAGCAGACGAGCGGCGGCCCCCUUCACGCACCCCGUCUUUCACUCGCAGACGUUCUUCCAGCUUCUUCUAUGGCUCCGAUGAAGAAGAGGAUCGAAAGGAUAGCUGGGUUGACACGGUUCGCGGGACGAAGGAUCACCUGUCUCAUGUCAGCCCGCUUGCUGUCGUUGGAGACGACUCCCCGCGCCGUAGGCGGGUGCGUCGGAAGAAGAGCUGGCGCGAUUCCAUUCGUGUGCUUCCGACGGUCACGGAGCCAUCAUCCUCGAUUCCGGCUACAAAACCUCUCCGCACUCGCAAGAACUCGAGGCGCCAUGUCAUCGUCGAAAGUCCUGAAGAGGAUGUUGAGGCUGAUGGCGAAAUGGGCGGACCUAACGACGACUACUUUGCGCAUCUUCCCGAGGAGCAGAAGCCCAUCAAGGCUCGCGUGCGCUGGAACUAUGGUGGUGGCUACAGUCCGAGCUCUACCCCCCUGGCGAAUACUCCAUGCCAAUCUCCCGCGAUCUCACACCGAGCGCUCAAAGAUCCACUGGGCCUUCAGGAGCAGGAGAAAUUGGAGGCAGAGGUGGCUAAGGAGGACACGGAGGUAGCCAAUGAACUCAAACGCGCCGGAGACGCUGCCAAGGAGGCGCCGGUCGGAACACUUCUGACCAUGACCAGUCGUACCGGCUACUUCCAAGAUCGCAUCAUAUCUCCUAGCAUGAUGCGUGCAAUGGCUAUCCUAUACAUCGGUCCCCACCGAAAUCCCGACUUCGCAUCUGACUACCAUAUCUCACCCAUCUUGACGCCGGCUCGCCUUUUGGCACAAUUCCCGCCGCUGCUGAUGCAGUGCGGCGAGAAGGACCCGUUCGUGGACGAUACAAUUAUAUUCGCCGGCCGCGUGCGCGAAGCGAAGCGUGAGCGUAAAGGCGAGCUGCGCAGCCUGAUCGCAGACCGUCGUGCCGGACCCGCUUUCCGUCGUACAGAGGACUUGAUGGCACUCGAAGACGAACUCGAGUCUUUGGAGGUUUCAGAGGAGGAAGACUGGGUCCAGAUGUGCAUCUUUCCGGACUGGAGCCAUGGCUAUCUGCAGAUGCCGAUGCUCAUGAAGGAGGCUACGGAGGUCAUUGAUGACCUUGCCAAGUGGAUUGACGGCGCCUUCGCGCUCGAUCCUGCAGCCGGCAGCGCGAAUGGAAGCUCUUCUGAUACACCUUCGCUCGCCACCAUCUCAGCAGAUGCAACGCCACAGGGGCGUUCAGGUUUCUUCUCUUCACUUUGGUCCUGGGGCUCCAAGCCAGCGGUGGACAGCAGAGCCAGCGACGCGGUUCGUAUCGUCGACCCCGAAGGGACGCGUCAUGAAGUCGUCGAGCGCGAGAAGCGUGUGCGCAAUGUUCUGCCAUCCGAAACGGAGACUGAGGCAGAAGACAUCAUCACCUUCGUGCCCAAGGCGCGCCGCACCAGCUCCAUUGGCAGUGCGAGUACUGAGCAGGGCGCCGUUUCCCGACGGUCCUUCCCGCCAACGCGGCGUUCGCCACCUCCCCUCGUUGCAUCACCUGCGUCUUUGGCUUCGCCUCCACGAGCAACCCCUCGCCGCUCGUCGUCACGCUCUCGUACUCGUGACUCUGCCUCGCCACCGCAUGCGGACGGUCUCUCGGGCAAGGUUGAGGCAGGAACCCCCAAAGGAGUGAGCACGCCUAGCAGGGCAGGCGUCAUGGCACAGACCCUGACAGAAGCUGAGCUUGUCCGGCGACGCCGCUUACUAGAUUCACAUAUCUUCCAGAGCGAGUCUGAGUCCAAAUAG
Peniophora sp. CBMAI 1063 is the source of this 2889-nucleotide messenger RNA. The record is from the annotation of a GenBank genome assembly. NCBI's taxonomy places the organism in Eukaryota, Fungi, Basidiomycota, Agaricomycetes, Russulales, Peniophoraceae.